Molecule: messenger RNA, 570 nt
Organism: Exophiala bonariae
Lineage: Eukaryota; Fungi; Ascomycota; Eurotiomycetes; Chaetothyriales; Herpotrichiellaceae
Exons: 1
Coding region: 1-570 (189 amino acids)
Biological process (GO): protein import into nucleus
Cellular component (GO): cytosol; nucleus
Molecular function (GO): nuclear import signal receptor activity
Source: RefSeq, a predicted model, not a curated record
AUGUUCGGCGUCUUCAUCCCCUCACGCCCAAUCAUCCCGGAGCUGAACACGAUAUCAGCACACCAAUUCGCCAUCACCAUCCCGACCGCGCCGACCUUCCACAACAUCGGCGUCUUCCUGCACCCCAACCAACUCCUCCCCGCCGACAUGGCCGCGGGCGUAUACAUGCAACUGCCCGGCGAAGCAGGCUUCAAAUUCCUCGGCGCCAUCGCCAACGAAAAGCCUUCGGCACUGUUUAAAGUCAACUUACCAGCCAACACCAACGGUGCCGGCACUCCCAACAAUGGGGAAAUCAAUCUCGGCAUCUCCGUCGAGCCACUGCAGAGCAUCCAGGUCCAGAUGGCCCAGCUCCAGCAGCAGCAGCAGCAAGCAGAGAAACCUCGCGGGCCGGACACGCGGCUCCUGGCCCAGCGCAUCAUCAAGAACGCCUUCAACUUCCUGGCGGGCUUUGCGGGUAACACGGCCAACGGAGUCGAAGUCGUCCCGCUGAAGAGCUUCCAGGACUGGUGGGGGAAAUUCGAGCGGAGGGUGCAGAAUGAUCCUGGGUUUUUGGAGCGGGACGAGGAUUGA